Molecule: messenger RNA, 754 nt
Organism: Vitis riparia (riverbank grape)
Lineage: Eukaryota; Viridiplantae; Streptophyta; Magnoliopsida; Vitales; Vitaceae
Product: 60S ribosomal protein L35-like
Exons: 4
Coding region: 101-472 (123 amino acids)
Biological process (GO): maturation of LSU-rRNA from tricistronic rRNA transcript (SSU-rRNA, 5.8S rRNA, LSU-rRNA); translation
Cellular component (GO): cytosolic large ribosomal subunit; ribosome
Molecular function (GO): mRNA binding; structural constituent of ribosome
Source: RefSeq, a predicted model, not a curated record
UGGAGACGGAGUGGUAUUAAACAAUGGUCUAGGGCUAGGGUUUUGUCAGUGUGUACCAGAGUGAGAGAAGGACGCCGUUGCGGAUCACGAAGACACACACAUGGCGAGGAUCAAGGUUCACGAGCUGAGAGGUAAGCCUAAGGCCGAUCUGUUGGCCCAAUUGAAGGAGCUGAAAGCAGAGCUCGCUCUUCUCCGAGUCGCCAAGGUCACUGGUGGUGCUCCCAACAAGCUUUCUAAGAUAAAGGUGGUGAGGCUGUCGAUUGCGCAGGUGUUGACAGUGAUUUCCCAGAAGCAGAAGGCUGCUUUGAGGGAAGCUUACAAGAAGAAGAAGUUCCUGCCUCUGGAUUUGCGUCCUAAGAAGACCAGAGCUAUCAGGAAACGCCUUACUAAGCAUCAGGCAUCUUUGAAGACUGAACGAGAGAAAAAGAAGGAGAUGUAUUAUCCCAUGAGGAAGUAUGCCAUUAAGGUGUAAGCGUGGAUUUACACACUUAUGGACGACAUCUUGGUGUCUUUUAACUCUCUAAAUUCCAAUACAAGGAUAUUGUUUGAGAUUUUUUGCCCUUGAAUCUUUAGUUACCGUCUCCCCCUAUCUUAGUUUGAACAUCAUGAAAGAACGAACUUCUGUAAGUUGAAUUUUACUUCCUAGUGCUGAAAUUUCCUAGUUUCAUGGUUUGGCUGAGGCAGUUUCGAGGAAUUUGCUCUGUUAAGACACUAAUACCAUUCUCCUUGAUAUCAAUUGUUUGCAUCUCCUCAA